AUGAGAGCGCUGCCUCGUGCGCUCGUUAGCAUUCUGUCCGGGUACAUCGCACUGUCUGCAGUGAACUGCUUCACUGCCAAUUUCAACAAUGCACGCAGAGCCCGGGACUCCGGAUACUUGGCUGGACAAGCUCCAGGUUCACGCCAUGGACUGCCCACGAGGGCAGUGGCUGAAGCUGAAACCCUUACCGUGCAGAAGCCGACAGCUGCCGACGACAGCGUAGUUGUUCAGCGAGCGAAGACAGAGGUUACAGACAUCGCUGGUUUAGCAAAGGGUAGACCAGUGGAAAACCGGAAGUUAAGAGCUGCCAUAGACUCCAUUGAGUUGGAUCAGGAGGCGCUGCGCAUGUCUACCCCGUUGCUUUCCAUCAAAACGAUUCUGGCAACAGGUUCUGCGGCCGGACUGUCUGCCCUGGCAACACUUGCAGCUGCUUCCCCAGAAUUAUUUGUAUGGGUGCCUCCGCUGACAACGUUGAUCUUUUUGUAUUCAUCUUUGUCGGAGAGUUCGGCCGCCAGAUACCGGGCAAAGGCAAAGUAUAAUUAUGGACAGUCCUCCAGACUCGCAGCCUUGGCGGAGUCGAGCCUGGCUGCAGCAGAAGCCCGAAAGGUCUUCUUCCCUUUCGGUGUCGGCCUGACGGCAAUCACAGCUGCAGCCUGCGUGAGUUUGAGGAUCUUCAACGAGAAAAUCGGCGAUUUCUUGCCUGAAGGAGAAUCCUUCUCCACCCUGCUUGCAGGGGACAACGUUAUCCUCAUUUUGCUUGCGUUAGCUUCGGCAGUUGGGGCUUCCCUCACAAGCCUGACUUACGUCUCGACACGUGCUGCACUGGUGCUGGAAGAAAACAUUCAAAAUAGUGCCCAGAGUGAUUGGGAGGCAGGCCGCCUUCCCAAAAGGGCCAAGGAGCCAACAAAGGAGGAUGAGAGAAAUGUGGUCCUUGCCACCAUUUUCUUCUGCCUCGUGCCCAUUCCUUUCAUCGUGCCCGGGGUGGACUUUGGCCUCGCAACGACAAACCCAAUUCUCUUCAACAAGGGGCUACAGCAACUCCUGGAUGAUGCGUCCGUCGUCAUUUCAGCAUCUGCUGCUGCUCAGGCUGCUGUUGCCUUCCUGCUCGGUGAGAAGGACUUCACGGAUGCCGAGCAGCGGUGUGCGAUGCAAUCGAAGCAGGCAGCACUGUCCGAGAUGUUCCUUGCCCAAGCUCAGCAGGAGGCGGCUAUCAUCCCCGUCCGAAGUGCUAUGUCCGCCGCAGCGCGCGGCGCAGCAGAUCUGGUCGUCGAAUUUUCACGGCUUGCUGCAAUUCUUUUCCCAUGGGGAUCUGUGCAGCAAGCAUUUCAGUCCAUUUUGAACACAAAGCUUGUGCGAGUAGAAUCCAAUGCAGCAACGAAUGAAGCCAGGAUGGUGAAAUAUGGUCCCAAAGUGACGCGGAACCGCAACGCCAUAGACUCAUCCCUGAUUGAGUUCGGCCGAUUGCAGAAGGAGGUCUUCCCAUCUGACAGUGAAAUGCGGGAUGAGAUUUUCGCGCUGAAAGUCGGAGAGAAGAAGACAUUCAAGAUCCGGUCCAAGGAGGGCCGCCGAGAGGUACACCUGGUCGCUGCCGAGCUUGGCAUGGUCUCUCAGUCAAAGACUGAGGGCAAUCAGAGAGUGGUAGAAGUCAGAAACAUGGGCAAAAACGUGGCUGUUUCCGAUGAGGAGAGGACGUCACUUGCCGAAGCACUUGUGGUUGACGUAGUGGAGCCAGUCAAGAAGGAAGCACAGAUUGGCAUUGCAGAAGGGAUUCCGGAAGAGUGGUCCCCGUGGAUCUCAUCUGCCGCAGCGGCUGCCGCAAGUGUGCAGGCGGCUCCAGCAGUUCUGGGAGCCGAUGCUUCCCAGGUUGUGCUGCCUCUGGUUACCGGCGGUAUUGGUCUCCUCACAGUUUGGCAAGAGCGAGUCGGUAGAGAACAAGUGGCCUACGCAAAGAAGGAUGCUGCGCUGCUUCAGCAGCGUCACGCCGAAUGCGAAGCUUUGUGUGGACUUGCGGCCCUCUCAGCCUCCGCAUUGCCGACAUUCGUGGCAAUUGCUGCAGUGGCCGGCGGAGUGGCGGCUGUUGGUUUCCUUGGCGGCUUUACAGGUGCCAUUGGCUGGGCCUGUGAAAUGCCAACUCUCUUCAUCUCUAUGCUGACACUCAUUCUGGCGUUGGAGCGUCAGGAGCAAGUGGAGAAGUACAUCCUCGGUGCUGCGAGGAUCGUGGGUGGCCAGCCGCCAGUCAAGGCUCGACUUCGCGCACAGCGCCUGUGGCUCCUCAUCCCUGUCCUCGUGAUGCUCCUGCCGGAGACAUUGAUCCGGCGCUGCUGCGCCGCCAAUGCACUCAUCACCGCAGAGUUGGGCUUCGUCCUGGCAAACUGUGCGCGCCAGCUAUCCUUUGGUGAGUAUUAUGCCGCUCGUACCCGCCGCGUGCAUUCCAGGACGGAUGCGUGGGCGCAAGUCGCCACAGCCUGCUCGCGAAGCCUGCCGCUGACAAGCGCCUUGGCCUUGACAAACACACUGAUCUCGACCACCCUGGGGGCUGUCCCCGUGUCCUUCGGUGGCAUUUUCCCGAUUUUUGGCCUGGCGGUGUGUGUCAGGGCUAUUCAGAAGGCUGUCGAGUCCCGAGCGAGUGCGGUCCUAACACGGCAAGAGGGCCAGGAUGCUCAGAAGCUUGGCAACACGUUCCCUCCCUAUGCAGCAGUGGAGCCACAGGAAGAGGACGCGGGCAUCUCAACUCCAACAGUGGCAAAGAGGAUUCGAGAGGAUCUGAAGCUGCUCGCACCCAACAAGCUGCGUGCGGCCUUGGGCAAACUGGCCAAAGGCUUCCUGCGGAUUUUCUCUGAGACCAAGCCAGAGCAGGAAUUCUCUCAAACUGUGGAUGCCAAAGUCGUCAAGCGAGUGCAAGCAGACCUCGAAGAGCUACGCGUAACUGUCCGUGGCAAUGAGCAGGGCUGGCUCCGUGUUGGGUCGGUGGUGGGGAUCUUGACUGGCGCAUCAAUCCUGGCCCCAUUCUUGCUCUCGGAGCUCCUAACAGAGGUCAUCGUGCCAUUGGCGGGCACCGUUCUGACAGUCUUCGUCGUCUUUGCUGAGAGUGAAGCGAGGUCCUCAGUUGCGCAGGCCAAGGUGCGCGCGGCGCAGAUGAACGAACAGAUGUCCACCAUGGAGGAGCUCCUCAGCAUCAGCUCGCUCUGGAAGUCUUACCUUAUGGCCAUGGUGGGCAUUGCUGACUGCAAUGCCGUGCUGGGCUUGGUCCUUCACUCCAAAUGGAAUGUCAUAAAGCUGCAUCCGGCGCUGACCCACCUGCAAGAUGGAGCGCAGCUACUUGUCGCUUUGUCAUCCAUUGUCAUCACAGCACUGGCCGCACGGCGAAUGCUCCAAGUCCGAGAAUGGGCGCAGAGCCUGGAGAAAAUUGCUGCAGACAACUUCAACGAAAGAAUGCUUGGAGGUGUUCAACAAACUGAUCCCAUGGCUGUGGAUGCCGGUGGUGGCGUCUACCCUUUGUCCAAGCGGCAGAAGUUAUUCGUUAUGCUUGCGGCGGUGUUGCCUCCGUUAUUGUUGCUCGUCUUCCCGCUUGGUGCAGAGCUUGGCGAGAAAUGCGUAGAUGCAAGCGGGGCAGCCGCCCUGGUCGUGGCAUUGACCGUGGUCCAGGCUGAGCGGGCAUCUUGCAGGGCGGAACGAACUCAAGCCUCCUGCAAGCGUGCGGCCUCCCUGUGCGAAGCAUUUGCCAACCGAGCGGAGCAGCAAGGUGCCUUGUUGCCGUUCAACUCAGCUGCCGCCAUCGCGAUUGCAGGUGUGAUCACGUUCUUAACAGAGCUGAACCCCGUCACCGCAGCAGCCUUGACUGUAUUCCAGGCCAUGAGCUGGGUGAUCGCAUCACGAAAAGGAGUCGCGGCGAAGUUUGAGAGCCGUGCAAGCUUGCAGGUGCGCUCUCGCUUCUCCUUGCGCGGCGUGUCGGCAGCCACUGGCACCAUUGGGCAACGCUUCAAGAGCUUCAUCAUCGGCUGA
Molecule: messenger RNA, 4002 nt
Organism: Symbiodinium pilosum
Lineage: Eukaryota; Dinophyceae; Suessiales; Symbiodiniaceae
Source: the annotation of a GenBank genome assembly